GAAACACAGUGCAAAUAAUUUAAAAAGCAUAAAAAAAAAUUAAAGUUUAUUUUUGAUGCAAGAGGAAAGUUUAUUCUGGAUGUUUUUUGGAAAAGAAAAAAAAAGCUUAGGUUCCUAAAAGAAACAGUGGAUCUAUCUGAUUAACGACUUUAGGUGGACACUCAUGCAAAAAUAAAGUGAAUUACUUAUAGUUUGGAAGAAUAUACAAUGGGUCACUUAUCGAUUGGACGUAUCGUCUCCGUAUUCUGUGUUUGGGCUUGUGCCGUCAAUAUUAAAGUUUACAGCCAAUACCGACAAGACUAUACGUACUACCCAGAGACCAGGGCUUGGUUUAAAAUUCACAAGGUGCCCACAGAUUGGAACGAAGCAAGACUGAAAUGUUAUUUCGAAGGUGGGAACUUGGCAUCCCCUAUCAACGAUCGGGUGUACGCCGUGAUGAGAAGCCUGAUGUUGGUGCAGUCUGGGCCGGUGUUCACUGGAGUACACAUGAUGGAUACAGCUGGCGACUACUAUUCCAUUGAAGGCAUUGCCUUGGACCAGAUGCCCAUACAGUGGGCAAAAGGUGAGCCCAACAACUUGAAUAAUACAGAGCGCAGCCUGGCAAUACUCCCGGACGGGACCUUUGCUGACGUCAAGUCAUCUAACAUACUCCCCUACAUAUGCUACAAACCAAAAACUGGCAAUGAGAGUAUAUCCAGUGAUUGUGGAACUAACGCCAAAGGUUACGAGCUGGACCCGGUGUCCAACAGUUGCUACAAGUACCACGGGGACUGUGUGGUGUGGCACCGCGCCCACAUGGUGUGCUCCGCGGAAGGUGGUCACCUCGUCAUACUGAACAACGACCGCGAGGCGCAACUGAUGUUUGACCGUUACUCGAAGCGCCCUGUCAACUGCAACGGUGAUGAUGCAUCGAGCUCGCACAGGUUCUACUACAUAGGCUUCCACAAUAUUGACGUCGACCGAGCCUACUGGUUCACGCUUGAUGGUAGGCGUAUCGAGGAGGCAGGUUAUUCAAAUUGGGCAGCUGGCGAGCCCAGUGGCAACCACGAACGCUGCGGAACUCUCCUCAGAGACAACAGCGGACUCAACGACAUCAGCUGUGACGAAUGGCUGCCAUUCAUCUGCGAAAUCACCAACCCUAAAACCGCAUUCAAUCCUUAGAAUAAAACAAAAAGGGAAGAUACGGUACGCUCAUAUUAGCAUCAAAUAAAAUAUGACCC
Molecule: messenger RNA, 1220 nt
Organism: Chilo suppressalis (striped riceborer)
Lineage: Eukaryota; Metazoa; Arthropoda; Insecta; Lepidoptera; Crambidae
Source: the annotation of a GenBank genome assembly